AUGUUCGACACAUUCGCAAGGCUCUUAUCGAUUCCUUUUUAUUCCUGGUUUCGCCUUGGUUUCCUCCUAUACCUUAUCCUUCCUCAAACUCAAGGCGCAAGGGUCCUCUACCAAACACAUGUUCAUCCAUGGCUUCACAAUAAUGAGCUUGCUAUUGACGAUUUAAUAGCCUCCGCCCAUGAACGUGCGAAAGCGGCAGGUGUGACAUAUCUCAAUCAGGCAAUAGAAUUGAUCAGACAGCACAUCUUUGGUCUGCCGCCUAAAGAGCCAACACCGCCAUCAACACCUUCAGCUUAUUCGUAUACACACAAUCUCAUGGCGCGCUUCAAUCUGCCAUCUGCUAGACCUUCGUUCCCAUCGAACCCUAUUGGUGGUGCUACUAGCACUGCAACUGAUUUUUAUUCGCUCCUUGCCUCAGCAGUAACCGCUGCUACCUCGUCCAACGCUGCUACUGGUGGAUCUGAAGGUCGAGAUUUGUCGAAUAGUGGAAUGUUAAUACCACCCCAUGUAUCUGGAAAUGAACGUAUAACCUUCAUUCAAGCACAACGUGAACGUCUUUCAAUACUUCUCUCGGCAUUGGAUAAAGAAGCGCAAACUUUACAAAAUGAAAAGCGCGUCCCUAGGAAUAUAUCUAGUAUGUCAUUUGAUGGCACUAGCAGUGAAGAUGAUAACCUCGAUCGACCAAAGAGCUCUAUGAGUGGCAUGACCUCAAGAAAGAGUGAGCCUGAUUUUGAAAAAAUUGAUGCAGAUUCUGGGACGGAAGAAGUUGGAAAUCGAAGAAGAGAAGCGGAGAGAACAUCCAGUGCAAAUUGGAUGCCGUGGGCAUGGGGUGCAAAGUCAACGUCUCCAACUGGCAACUUCUCCGACGAUAAAGGGAAGAGCUCAGGUGUCGACGCAUAA
Molecule: messenger RNA, 900 nt
Organism: Sclerotinia sclerotiorum 1980 UF-70
Lineage: Eukaryota; Fungi; Ascomycota; Leotiomycetes; Helotiales; Sclerotiniaceae
Exons: 2
Coding region: 1-900 (299 amino acids)
Source: RefSeq, a predicted model, not a curated record